This is a messenger RNA of Aspergillus steynii IBT 23096, 873 nucleotides long. RefSeq lists its product as uncharacterized. The transcript has a single exon. The record is from RefSeq and is a predicted model, not a curated record. Gene Ontology annotation, molecular function: oxidoreductase activity. The coding region runs from base 1 to 873 and encodes 290 amino acids. Lineage: Eukaryota; Fungi; Ascomycota; Eurotiomycetes; Eurotiales; Aspergillaceae.
AUGUCGAGCACCACCAAUACCACAUCUCCCAUAGCAUCAGAUGCCACCGGUCUAGUACCGCGAGGGUGUGUCCAAGUACGGCUUAACUUUUACGAACCGCCUGCCGAUGGCUCCCAGCCAUUCCAAUAUGCCGGCGAGCCACCAGAGGGCACUCCGGCGUUGAACUACGGCCAGCCGGCGCUGUCGAUCAGUCUGUAUGACAUACGCGGACACGAAAGCGAGUUCACGCUGGAAAAAGACGCCUUCCAAGCCCUCGAAGGUGUGCUAUCCCCCACACCGUACGAAACCUUCCUCUCCGACGAGACCGUAAAGCGGGAUUUCUACCCCCAAGUCGAAAAGCUCCUUCUGGACCACGUCAGCGGCGCGCACCGGGUCAUUAUUUUCGACCACGUCAUCCGCAUGGAACGCAAAGACAGCGAACACAGUAAGCCGUUGCACACGGCACAUGCAGACCAGACGGCGCGAGCGGCCGCCAACCGCGUGCGACUGUGCGUUCCGGACGCGGCAGAAGCAGAGGAGCUGCUGCGUCGGCGCUACCGUAUCAUCAACGUGUGGAAGCCGCUAAAGGGGCCGGUGCAAUCGUGUCCGCUGGCGUUUGCGAGUGGGUCGUCGGUCUCGUGCGACGAGUUGGUCCCGAUCGAGUUCCGGUUGCCGCAUCGUACGGGUGAGAUUGUGGGCGUGGCGUUCAAUCCGGACCAGAAGUGGAUGUAUUGGUCUGGGAUGCAGGUGGAUGAGUGUUUGCUAUUGAAGUGUAAUGACUCGAAUGAGGAUGUGGCGAUGCAGGUGCCUCAUUCUGCGUUUGAGGAUCCGAGAACUCCGGCGGGUGCUCCGGGAAGGGAAAGUAUUGAGGUUAGGGCUUUGGUGUUUGGAUGA